UCCACAAUCAAUCAAAUGUCUUCAAACCCACCUUACUCUACACCCACCCAACCUACAAACUUUAACCAAUAUUGGUGCUAUCAAUGUCGUUGUAUGGUCAGAAUCUCCCCUGAUAAUAACACAUUUGAAAUUGUUUGCCCUCGAUGUUUUGGUCAUUUUGUAUCCGAAAUGAAUAUCCCAAGGCCGAGAUUGGAGUUAGAUUUAACUAAUAAUAAUAAUAAUAAUAAUGAUGACAUAUUCCUUGAGGCUCGACUUUUGGAAGCCUUGGCCCUUAUGAUAGACCCACCCAUGAGGUUACGGACCCAUGAACCUGACAACCCGUGGACCAUUCCACGACGACAAUCUAGAAGAGAUAUUGUUAUAGAAGACCCAAACUCAGUACGACAUAGAUGGGCUCGAUUGCCACGAAACUCAAGGUCUAAUGAUGAUAUGGAUAUUGAACCUGGGCCACGUGGUCGGACCAGGUCCUGGAUUAUAGUUAGACCCACGGGCCAACCACAAGGACAAUUGGGCUCUUUCCAACGAGGAGCAGAUCCAAGGAACUAUUUCUUUGGGCCAGGCUUACAAGAGCUAAUUGAGGAGCUGACGGAGAAUGACAGGCCGGGCCCACCACCAGCACCAGAAACGGCGAUUGAGGCGGUUCCAACGGUGAAAUUAACGUCAGAACACGUGUUAGAAGGGAAUGCAGAGUGUCCUGUUUGUAAGGAAGAAUUUGAGAUUGGAAGUGAAGUUAGGGAGUUAAAAUGCAAACAUGUUUAUCAUUCAGAUUGUAUUGUGCCAUGGUUAAGGAUGCAUAAUUCUUGUCCAGUUUGUAGAACAGAAUUAAGUAUUGAUCAUAAUCAAUUAGCUGAAGAAAGUGGUGGAAGUAAUACAGAAUUGUUUGGAACAGAAAGUUCUAGAACUGAAGAUGGUAGAAGGCCUAGAAGAUGCUUCAAUUGGGGAUGUUCUUGGCCUUUUCGUUCAAGAUAUUCAAGGAUUAAUCCUGUUGCUGAUCAAAAUCAUUGGACUUCCAAUGGAGCUGGUCGAUCAAGGUGGCAAUUCUGCAACAUCCUUUGACGCAUGCUUAUUCUUCACAAGGAGAACCAAAUUUGGACUAUCAAAUUAUUUCCUACAAAGGAUAUAUCUUGGAUUUUUUUUUUCUCUAUUCGAUUAGUGUUGUAUGAGGCUAAUUAAAUUAAAAUGUACUCAUCAACAUUACAAAAAAAAAUUUCCUCAAAUUCUUGGAGAAAAAAAUAUGUUAGUUUCCAUCGUAAAUCAUGUAAAUAAUACGUCGGGUUUAUAAUAAAAA
Amaranthus tricolor (Joseph's coat) is the source of this 1288-nucleotide messenger RNA. RefSeq names its product E3 ubiquitin-protein ligase RZF1-like. Gene Ontology annotation, molecular function: ubiquitin protein ligase activity. Bases 16 to 1056 code for a protein of 346 amino acids. Gene Ontology annotation, biological process: protein ubiquitination. The record is from RefSeq and is a predicted model, not a curated record. NCBI's taxonomy places the organism in Eukaryota, Viridiplantae, Streptophyta, Magnoliopsida, Caryophyllales, Amaranthaceae. The transcript has 3 exons. Gene Ontology annotation, cellular component: cytoplasm.